AUGGCUCAAAAUCGGCUGUUUAAUAUUGAACGUCGUUUAGCAAAGGAUCCUGAACUAUAUUCCGCGUAUCGUGACUUCAUGGAUGAAUAUCUGUCACUCGGUCACAUGCGCCUAGCUGAUAAACCAGGAAAAUAUUGUAUCCCACAUCAUGCGGUAGUGAAACGGGAAAACGAAAAAAUAAAAAUUCGGGUAGUCUUUGAUGCGUCGGCCAAGUCAUCUUCUGGUUUGUCACUCAACGACUGCUUGGCAACCGGACCAAAAUUACAAAGUGAUAUCACCGACAUAUUACUUCGUAGCCGUUUCCACAAGUUCUUGUUCAUCGCCGACAUUGAGAAGAUGUAUAGGCAGAUCCGAGUCAAUGAUGCAGAUUGUGCGUAUCAACAUAUACUGUGGCGAAAUUCGCCCACUGAAGAAGUCAAAGAAUGUUUACACCAACUGGACUCAGAAAAUGGAACCGAAUUUCCUUUGGCAAAAAAUCUGUUAGUUACAUCAACGUAUGUUGACGACAUUGUGGCAGGUGCUGAUACCGAAAAGGAAGCGCUGGAGCUUCAGGAUCAAGUCAUAUCCCUAUUACGCAAAGGUGGGUUCAAUUUACGAAAAUGGGCCAGCAUAUGUGAGGCAGUAUUAAAAGGUAUAGCUGCUGAAGACCGCGCAAUAGACUCAUCCUUUGAACUUAAAGAUGACCAAUCAGUAAAGGUAUUAGGUUUACAUUGGAGUACUACGUCGGAUGCCUUAGGCUACCACAUUAACAUCAACAAAGUCGAACCAACCAAGCGCGCCAUACUUUCUACCAUCGCUCGUCUAAACGAUCCUGUUGGCGCGUUGGGCCCUGUGGUAUUUUGGGCCAAGUGCAUUAUGCAAGAAUUGUGGAUAGAGAAGUUAGAUUGGGAUGCGUCGCCUUCGUCCGACAUAAUUGAUAAAUGGCAUAAGUUCACAACUGAACUACCUGCGUUAUCUUCCUUCUCACUCUCUCGUUAUAUCAACGUAUGCGCGUCAAAAACCAUACAGUUAUUGGGUUUCGCGGAUGCUUCUAAAAAAGGAUACGCGGCGGUGGUCUAUUUGAGAGUCAUUGAUAUGCAGGAUGAGGUAACGGUCCAUUUUCUUACGGGUAAAACAAAAGUCGCCCCUCUUAAGGCAUCACAGACGGAUGAGUCACUGACAAUACCACGGCUAGAGUUGUGUGCCGCCUUGUUACUUGCGCGACUGCUGUCUCAUCAACUCUCCGUGCUUCGUGAUAUCGUAACGAUAGAUUGUGUUCGAGCAUGGAGUGAUUCUACCAUUGUCUUGGCUUGGCUUAAUGGGGACCAAAAGCAGUUUAAAAUAUUUGUUACUAAUCGGGUGGCGAAAAUUCGUUCUCUUCUGCCACACUGUGAAUGGUCUCAUGUACGAUCACCGGAUAACCCUGCAGAUCCUGCAUCGCGAGGCAUGCUGCCUGAAGAACUUCUUACCAAUCAAUUAUAUUUAAAUGGUCCAGAGUUUCUGCAAGAUGCCAAUUGUCAGUUUUCAAGUUUGAUGCCGAAUGAGUUUUCACCUGAGCAACUGCCAGAGAUAAAAACCUCAGUUAAAAAUGUUUUAUAUGUUCAGGACAGUAUCCAGUCUUCAGACAUGAUCAGUCAAUUUUCAACAUUAACAAAAAUGCAACGUGUGUUGGCGUACUGUUUUCGUUUCGCCCGUCGUCGAAAUAUUCCCAAGAGCAGUGGACCAAUCACUCGGAUGGAAUACGAACGUGCCCUGAACGCAGCUAUUUUAUGUACGCAAAUGACAUAUUUGUCGGAUCUACAUAAACAGAUCCAAAAUCAAGGUUCCAUAACUCCGACAACGAUAGCCCAGCUAGCUCCCUUUAUCGAUUCAAAUGGAAUCAUUCGAGUUGGCGGAAGAUUAAAACGUGCGCUAUUAGAUGAAAAUGCAAAAUAUCCAAUUCUUUUGCCUCAAAAGACACAUCUUACAGAAUUAAUCAUUCGACAUUUUCAUCAUAUCUCGUUACACGGAGGAUCAAGAUUGCAAUUACUCCGUCAAGCUCAACAGUCAUUUUGGCGUCGAUGGAGCAACGAAUAUCUGCAUACACUACAGGGAAGUCAAAGGUGGUUUAAGCAGACACCAAAUCUAAUGGUUGGCGAUCUUGUAGUUAUAAACACACCAUCACGACCACCCAUGGCCUGGCAGAUAGGUCGAAUCAUUGAGGUUCAUCCAGGUGAGGACAACAUUGUGCGUGUAGCGACCGUCAAAACCCAAGAAGGCACCCUCAAACGUCCUGUUGUCAAGCUGGUAAAACUUCCAGUUGAUCCAAGACCUUAA
Messenger RNA from Macrosiphum euphorbiae (potato aphid), 2295 nucleotides. The record is from the annotation of a GenBank genome assembly. NCBI's taxonomy places the organism in Eukaryota, Metazoa, Arthropoda, Insecta, Hemiptera, Aphididae.